AUCCAAAUCCAUUCAGUUUCCUCCCUUAUUCUCUCUUCUUUGCAUACAAUGGCUUUGAACGGCAAGGUGGCAACCGAAGCUGCUCCCUCAAACUUGAAUGAGGAGACGAAAGGGGAGUACCGUCCGCCAUUUGGGGGCUCCGACGAGUCAAAGGUGCCGGAGGAUUUCAUUUGGUCGGAAAAGUUUGAGGCGUCCGAGUUGCUGCCGGUGCUGGAUGUUCCAAAUAUUGACUUGGAAAAGUUCAUGAGUGGCGACAAAAGUUAUGUGGAAGAGGCGACAAGGCUGGUGGAUGAGGCUUGUAGACAACAUGGCAUAUUUUUUGUGGUGAACCAUGGAGUGGACAUGGAAAUGAUGGGCCGUGUUCAUGACUGUAUGAAUGAGUUCUUUACAAUGCCUUUGGAUGUGAAGCAGAGGGCUAAAAGGAGGGUAGGUGAGAGUUAUGGAUAUACUAAUAGCUUCUUUGGGAGAUUUGCGAACAAUCUUCCAUGGAAGGAAACCUUUUCCCUUCGCUGUUUGGCUGCUCAAAACUCCUCCGCUGCUCAUGACUAUGUUCUUGACACUUUAGGCUCAUCCUUCUCCCAUCAUGGGUAUCUAAAUUCCACCAUCUCUACCUAUGCCUAUUCAAUUCUUAUACUUUUUUUAAUUGCUUGA
Cucurbita pepo subsp. pepo (vegetable marrow) is the source of this 651-nucleotide messenger RNA. NCBI's taxonomy places the organism in Eukaryota, Viridiplantae, Streptophyta, Magnoliopsida, Cucurbitales, Cucurbitaceae. The record is from RefSeq and is a predicted model, not a curated record.